Messenger RNA from Cariama cristata (Red-legged seriema), 1314 nucleotides. RefSeq lists its product as uncharacterized. Bases 1 to 1194 code for a protein of 397 amino acids. The record is from RefSeq and is a predicted model, not a curated record. Lineage: Eukaryota; Metazoa; Chordata; Aves; Cariamiformes; Cariamidae. The transcript has 3 exons.
AUGCAGAUGAGAAACUGGGACUACAAUAGGGGACCGGCACAGAGGCGAAGACCCUUUCCUGAUCACCAGUUUUAUGAUGAGUAUCAAGAAGACAUGCAGCUGAAGGACCUAGACUUCAGUAACAAGGGACCUGGACAAAGGCUGAGACCCUUUCAGGGACAGCAGUUUCAUGAUGAUUUACAGGCAGAGAGAGAAUCGAGGGACAUUGAAUUUAACAGAGGCUGUGGACAAAGGCAGAGAUCUUUUCCUGACUAUCCAUCUCAUAAUGAUUUGCAGGAAGACAGACAGUUAAAGGAUUUUGAUGUUGGUAGCAGAGGCCGUGGCCAGAGACGAAGACCAUUCCAUGACCACCAAUCUCGUGAUGAAUUUCAGACUCAGAUACAGUUGAAAGAGUUAGAUUGUGUCAACAAAGGUCCUGGCCAAAGGCUAAGAUCUUUCCAUGACUAUCAGUCACAUGAUGAGUUAGAGCCACAGAGGCAAUUGGGAGAUUUUGAAUUUGUUAACAGGGGUUGUGGACAGAGGUUGAGACCUUUCAAUGAUCACCAGCCUCGCAAUGACUUACAAACAGAGAUGCAAUUAAAAGAUCAUGAUAAUAAAGGUCCUGGACAAAGGUGCAGACCUUUUCAUGACCAUCAGCGUUAUGAUCACUUACAGGAACAGACUCAGUUACAAGAUUUUGAUUAUGUUAAUAAAGGUCCUGGACAAAGGUGCAGACCUUUUCAUGAUCAUGCAGGUCACAAUGACUUGCCACGUGAAUGGUGUUCAGACAGAAGUCAAUCUUUUUCUUCGCAUGAAAAUGUACCAGAACCUCAUUUCUCCUCAUCUCCUUCACUUCACAGAGAUUAUGGGUCUGAUAAUGAUGACUUUAACAGAAGUUAUAGUAAUCGAUCAAAUUGUCCUGAAGAAAAUAGGAGAAUGCAUCCCUCAGAUGAAUUUAAUAGAGGAAAAAACAGAUUUGCACCAUAUUCUUCACGAACAAUGCAUCCAUCUUCAUCUAUGCACCAAGAAGAUAGUUCAAUAGACUAUGAAAGACAAACUUUUCAAGGUGAAAGUGCCAGAGAGAUGGAACAAAGCAAAAGAUUACCAGUUGUAACAGUUGAUUACAAUUAUGGUCUGCCAUUAGAUUAUGGACCUGAAGAGGAAGAGAGAACACAUUAUGAUUUGCCUCCAAGUGACCGCUACAGCUGGAACUGAAUAAAAAAGGCAAUGUUUGCUCAGCUUAGACUUACUUUUACCCAUUUUACUUUGUAUGUGGACCAAUUUUUUUUUUUUUUAACAAAUUAGGAAAAUGCAACUUUCAGUAGUAGAGAACUG